Molecule: messenger RNA, 699 nt
Organism: Spinacia oleracea (spinach)
Lineage: Eukaryota; Viridiplantae; Streptophyta; Magnoliopsida; Caryophyllales; Amaranthaceae
Exons: 1
Coding region: 1-699 (232 amino acids)
Source: RefSeq, a predicted model, not a curated record
AUGAUGCGAUCCGAUGAUGGAAGUUGGGCGUCAAAUCCCGAUGAAAUCAAAUCUAUGGUGGUACAAUAUUGGUACACAUUGUUCACAGAAGAGCAUCCCAACUAUAGUGUGAGUAAUUUCUCGGUGGGGGACUUCCCAAUGAUGUCUGCAAGGGAGCAUGAAUCUUUAUGUCACCCUUAUGCUCAAUGUGAAGUAGUGAGGGAUAUCAAGAGUAUGCAAGCUUUCAAAUCACCUAGACCAGACGACUUUCAACUAUUAAUUUACCUACGAUACUGGGAUAUAAUGCAACCUAAUGUCACGAAACUAGUCCUGGAUGUGGUGAGUGGUAGGGAAUUUCCUGAUGAUUUUAAUCGUGCGUUCCUAGUGUUAAAUCCAAAAGUGGAAAGUCCUGAAAUGGUUACACAAUUCCGUCCUAUCGGAUUAUGCAACAUAGUGUACAAGAUAGCCACUAAGAUAAUUGUGAAUAGACUCAAACAGGUCCUCCCUUCUUUGAUAUCCCCAACACAAUGUAGUUUUGUCCCACAUCGUCAAAUCAUAGAUAAUGAGAUUAUAGUUCAUGAAAUGCUCCACACCAUGAGGAAAAAACAAGGCUCGAUGGGUUACAUGGCACUCAAGAUCGAUUUUGAAAAAGCCUAUGAUAGGCUAAGAUGGAGCUUUUUAGGAAUUCACUCAUGGAACUUCGAUUACCUCAGAGUAUGA